GCGUACAGAAAGCUGGCCAAGGAAUACCAUCCUGAUAAGAACCCGAAUGCAGGGGACAAAUUCAAAGAAAUAAGCUUUGCCUAUGAAGUACUGUCAAAUCCAGAGAAACGUGAGUUAUAUGAUAGAUAUGGAGAACAGGGCCUUCGAGAAGGUAGCGGUGGAAGCAGUGGAAUGGACGAUAUUUUCUCCCAUAUCUUUGGUGGUGGAUUGUUCAAUUUCAUGGGUGGUCAGAGUAGAAGUCGUAAUGGUAGAAGAAGAGGAGAAGAUAUGAUGCAUCCACUCAAAGUCUCUUUAGAAGAUCUGUACAAUGGAAAGACAACUAAACUACAACUUAGCAAGAAUGUCCUUUGUAGUGCAUGUAAUGGGCAGGGAGGGAAGGCUGGAGCUGUGCAGAAAUGUAAUGCUUGCCGGGGUCGAGGUGUACGUAUCAUGAUCAGACAGCUGGCUUAGCAGAUGCAGUCUGUAUGCUCUGACUGCAACGGAGAAGGUGAAGUAAUUAAUGAAAAAGACCGCUGUAAAAAAUGUGAAGGGAAGAAGGUGAUCAAAGAGGUAAAAAUACUUGAAGUCCAUGUAGACAAAGGCAUGAAACAUGGGCAACGAAUUACAUUCAGUGGAGAAGCAGAUCAGGCUCCAGGCAUGGAACCGGGAGAUAUUGUCCUCUUACUCCAAGAAAAGGAGAAUGAGGUGUUCCAGCGGGAUGGCAAUGACUUGCACAUGACGCACAAGAUUGGACUGGUUGAAGCACUGUGUGGGUUUCAGUUCACAUUUAAGCACCUUGAUGGACGUCAAAUUGUGGUGAAAUAUCCUCCUGGAAAAGUAAUUGAACCAGGUUGUGUUCGCGUAGUCAGAGGCGAAGGAAUGCCCCAGUAUCGCAACCCUUUUGAGAAGGGGGAUCUUUACAUUAAAUUUGAUGUUCAAUUUCCUGAAAAUAACUGGAUUAGCCCAGAAAAGCUUUCAGAACUUGAAGAUCUUCUGCCAGCUAGACCAGAAUUUCCCAAUGUAAUUGGUGAUGCGGAAGAGGUAGAUCUUCAGGAAUUCGAUACCACUCGUGGUUCAGGUGGUGGCCAGAGACGUGAAGCUUAUAACGAUAGUUCUGAUGAAGAAAGCAGCCAUCAUGGACCUGGGGUACAGUGUGCCCAUCAGUAAAUGUUUGUCUAAAAAGUUGCACAAGGAUUUUCUUUCAAAUUUUGCCUGACUUGUUUUCAACAAUCCAGCUGGAUUGUAUAAAUAAUCCAGAUGAACCAAUGGACAUCUAUUGCUGUAUGUGUAACUUUUAAAUUGGUCUAUAGUAUCUACAGAGUGUAAUUUAAACUAACCACAAGCUUACAUCUUCAUUUUGACUGUGUAGCAGAAUAAAGCACUUGAAAGGAAGACGAGACUCCUUUUCACAUGGGUUUUAAGUUUGUCCUUGUAUCUGUGCUUGAUUUUUACCAGUUUUGUGUAGGUUUUAAGUUUCAUGUUUUAAAUUCAAAUUCGACAUUGUAAAGUUUGUGUACAAUUUGUCCUGAGGCUUGGUAUUUGGCUGCACCUGCAUAAACUGCUACAAGUAGAAUAAAGAAUUUCAUAGCCUGUAUCUAUCAUCUAGAUGCAUGGUAAAUGGGCUUUGCACAUAAUGGGUUUAGAGCUGACUGGGAACAAUGGAAGACUAAAUUAGAAGUGGUUGUAAGUUUUUUCUACCAUCUUGUGAACGGUUUCUGAAACUAAAUAAAAGCAGUUGGUGUAUAAUAUA
Messenger RNA from Eurypyga helias (sunbittern), 1729 nucleotides. It is a transcript of the gene DNAJA2, whose product is annotated as DnaJ (Hsp40) homolog, subfamily A, member 2. The annotation marks the transcript as partial. Gene Ontology annotation, molecular function: Hsp70 protein binding. NCBI's taxonomy places the organism in Eukaryota, Metazoa, Chordata, Aves, Eurypygiformes, Eurypygidae. The transcript is spliced from 8 exons. The record is from RefSeq and is a predicted model, not a curated record. Gene Ontology annotation, cellular component: cytoplasm; cytosol. Gene Ontology annotation, biological process: protein refolding.